Molecule: messenger RNA, 7303 nt
Organism: Nerophis ophidion (straightnose pipefish)
Lineage: Eukaryota; Metazoa; Chordata; Actinopteri; Syngnathiformes; Syngnathidae
Gene: slc8a2b
Product: solute carrier family 8 member 2b
Exons: 18
Coding region: 397-3330 (977 amino acids)
Biological process (GO): calcium ion import across plasma membrane; sodium ion transmembrane transport; cell communication
Cellular component (GO): postsynapse; sarcolemma; axon
Molecular function (GO): calcium:sodium antiporter activity
Source: RefSeq, a predicted model, not a curated record
GAGUAAAAGGCGAGAGAGAGGGAGGGGCGGGGGAGGAUGCUGGCGGACCGAGGCGGGACAUCUCAGCAUCCUCAGUCCUCCCGCACGUCUCGUCGAGUGCACAUGCGCCAUCUUCACCGCCACCGUCAGCGAAAGGACAGCUGAAGCCACGUCCCCCCAUGACUUUGAUUUGGCUGCUGUCGACUUCCCCGAGACACUGCGCGUCAACACCCAGGCCGUGGACGUACACUUCCGACUAUCAGAAUACAACUUCUAUGUGGAACCAGAGUUGAAGAGGGAGCCUCAGAGACGAUUGGUGAAUUGGUCACGGCCCGCAGCCUCCCUCCACGUCUCCCUCCUCCUCAGCCACACCGCCACUUCCUUUGCUUCCCGUCUUUGUUCCUCCUCCCCGCCACUAUGUCUCGCCUGGCCUCCUUCCUCGUCCUCCUCUCCCUGCUGCCACCCUGCCAGUCAGAGUCCCAGCGCGGCGCAGCGGGCAGCGACCUCGACCAUCGAGUGGUCUCCGCCUCCAUGCUGCCCUCCUCCGGGACUUACGGGAACAGCAGCGUGCCCGGACGCGGGAAAUGUGAUGACGUGACGGUGUGCAGGCCGGGCAUCCUGCUGCCCGUUUGGCAGCCCAAUGAUCCGGGCCUUGGAAACCAGGUGGCCAGAGCCGUGGUCUACUUUGUGUCACUCAUGUACAUGUUUCUGGGCGUGUCCAUCAUUGCAGACCGCUUCAUGGCGUCCAUUGAGGUCAUCACAUCACAGGAGAAGGAAGUGACCAUCACUUUGCCAAAUGGCGAAACAUCAGUGGCGACUGUUCGAAUCUGGAAUGAAACCGUGUCUAAUCUCACCCUCAUGGCUCUGGGCUCCAGCGCCCCAGAGAUCCUGCUGUCUGUUAUAGAGGUGUGUGGUCACCAAUUCAAGGCAGGCGAGUUAGGGCCGGGAACCAUCGUCGGGAGCGCCGCCUUCAACAUGUUCGUAAUCAUCGGCAUCUGCGUGUGGACCAUCCCCAAAGGCCAAGUGCGCAAGAUCAAGCACCUCAGAGUUUUCUUCAUCACCGCCUUCUGGAGCAUCUUCGCCUACAUCUGGCUAUACCUCAUCCUGUCCGUCAUGUCACCCGGCGAAGUGGAGGUGUGGGAAGCCUUGGUGACGCUGCUGUACUUCCCAGUGUGCGUCCUCCUGGCCUGGAUUGCCGACCGCCGCCUGCUUUUUUACAAGUACAUGGGCAAGCGUUACCGCGCCGACAAACGCCACGGCAUCGUCGUGGAAAUGGAGGGAGACUUGACGCCCAACAAGGGCGGCAUGGAGAUGAUCGCGGACGGCAAGUUCCUGCCACGAGGUGGCACUGUAGUGCCGGCUGAGAUCUAUGGAAAUGGUGACGGUGGAGCGGGCGUGGCGGCCAACAACGUUGGUGUGACAGCAGGGUCCUCAUCGGCGGGAGCUGGGGGAAACCUGCCCAGCUCCAACAACGCUAUGGCCAACUUGGAGACCAGUCGGGAGCUGGAUGAGAGUCGCAAGGAGGUAAUUCGCAUCUUGAAGGAGCUGAAGCAGAAGUAUCCCGACAAAGAACUGGACCAGCUGAUGGAGCUGGCCAACUACUACGCGCUGCUGCACCAACAGAAGAGCCGAGCCUUCUACCGCAUACAGGCCACUCGCAUGAUGAUCGGAGCCGGGAACGUCCUGAAGAAGCACGCCGCCGACCACGCCCGCCGCGCUGUCGUCACUGACGAGGAGGCGCCGGAAGACGACGACCUGGCCGUGUGCAGCCGCAUCUCCUUCGAAAGUGCACACAGUCAGUGCAUGGAGAACUGUGGCGUCCUCACGCUGGCCGUUGUCUGCCAAGGGGGCCUGGGAGAGAACACUUUCUACGUGGAUUACAGGACCGAGGACGGUUCGGCCAAUGCCGGCUCCGAUUACGAGUACAGCGAAGGAACUCUGGUGUUCAAACCUGGAGAGACGCGCAAGGAGAUUAAGGUUGGGAUCAUCGACGAUGACAUAUUCGAGGAGGACGAGCACUUCUUUGUACGUCUACUCAACCUGCGUGUCGGCGACGCAGAGGGGAUGUUUGAGAGCGACGAGGUGGGCGCCAUCCCCAAAGCUCGCCUGAUGGAGCCCCUGGUCGCCACGGUGACCAUCCUGGACGACGACCACGCCGGGAUCUUCACCUUCAGCGAGCGCAUGGUGCGGGUGAGCGAGAGCGUGGGCACCAUGGAGGUGACGGUGGUGCGCAACUCGGGCGCCCGCGGCACAGUCAUCCUGCCCUACCACACCGAGUCGGGCACGGCGAAGGCCGGCGAGGACUUUGAGGAUGCGCAGGGGGAGCUGGAGUUCACUAACGACCAGACCACUCAAACACUCCUGGUGAGGAUAAUCGAUGAUGAAGAAUAUGAAAAACACGAAAACUUUUUCAUCGUCUUGGAGGAGCCACGCUGGCUGAAGAGAGGAAUCUCAGCCCUGCUGCUCAGCCAAGAGGGGGCGGAGGGACAGCUGAGUGCGGAGGAGGAGGAGGCCCGACGGAUCGCUGAGAUGGGGAAGCCCAUCCUGGGAGAGCAUAGUCGCCUGGAGGUGGUCAUUGAGGAGUCCUACGAGUUCAAGAGCACCGUCGACAAGCUCAUUAAGAAGACCAACUUGGCGCUGGUCAUCGGCACGCACUCCUGGAGGGAGCAGUUUGUGGAGGCGGUCACUGUGAGCGCAGGUGACGGCGACGAUGACGAGGAGGAUCGGGAGGAGCGCCUCCCUUCCUGCUAUGACUACGUCAUGCACUUCCUCACCGUCUUCUGGAAGGUUCUGUUUGCCUGCGUACCCCCCACAGAGUACUGGAACGGCUGGGCCUGCUUCUGUGUCUCCAUCAGCGCCAUCGGCCUCCUCACCGCCUUCAUCGGAGACUUGGCGUCACACUUUGGCUGCACGGUGGGACUCCGGGACACGGUGACGGCCGUGGUGUUUGUGGCUCUGGGAACGUCCAUUCCAGACACGUUUGCCAGCAAAGUGGCCGCCAUACAAGACCAACAUGCCGACGCCUCUGUCGGAAAUGUCACCGGCAGCAACGCCGUCAACGUCUUCCUGGGAAUCGGCGUGGCGUGGUCCGUGGCCGCCGUCUAUUGGAAGAUCAAUGGGAAACCGUUCAAGGUGGAUCCGGGCUCACUGGCUUUCUCCGUCACGCUCUUCACCAUCUUUGCUUUCGUCUCCAUGGGCGUGCUCUUGUUCCGACGCCGGCCCUCCAUCGGCGGCGAGCUGGGUGGCCCCCGGGUAUCCCGCAUCCUGACGAGCUUGCUGUUCUUUGGCCUGUGGUUCCUCUACAUCCUCUUUUCCAGCCUGGAGGCGUACUGCCACAUCAAUGGCUUCUAAGCAGGAGAUGACCAACGUAGUUCCAAAGCAACACACACACACACUUUGACACGCUACAGGUGUAGGUUAAGAGGGCUCUUUGAUGCACACACACACACACACACAAUCUCACACACACAUACACGCUCACACACACACGUACGCUCGGAUAAAGUGAUGACAGCAAACUCGGGUACAAGCAAUUUAGAUGGCAAAAGAAAGUCUGCUGAUGGCGAGAAGAGCAAAGUGAAUGUAGCGUUGACGUGGAUGCAAAUUAAGGUUCUAUCAGAGGAUGGCAUUGCCGUCGGAAAAGUGUUUGCCCAAGAAAAUCCCCCCCCUCCCCACUCAGCGGUUCCAGACAAGGAGGGGGAUGAAAUGGAGUCGAAUGUUUACAUUGACUUUAUGUACUGCACGGGAAGCUUGUUAUGUGUUUACACGGCUAAUGGACACAUCAGAGGAAGGCACUUCUCAACACGCGCUGUAAAUAGAAACUGCACAUCUCGAGGGAGGCGCCCUCCAAUGUUUGUUAGGGGGCCCCAUACUGCGAACCAUCAGUGGGAGGAAUCAAGGUGUCGCCAUCAUCCUGCACGGUUUGCAUAGUAACAAUAUCCCUGGAGAAGGGGGACUUUUUGAGCAUGUGUAGCCAGAUGUUGCCAUCACCGUCACCCCGUAUGUCAAGUAGAAUUUUACCGUAAAUAGCCAUACUCGCAUUUGUGCGCUGGUGUGUGUGUGUGUGUGUGUGUGUGUGUGUGUGUGUGUGUGUGUGUGUGUGUGUGUGUGUGUGUGUGUGUGUGUGUGUGUGUGUGUGUGUGUGUGUGUGUGUGUGUGUGAUUACAGUCAUGGCACUAGGAGUGCUAGUGGGGCCAAUAAUCCUCUACCGCACUACUACUACUUGAUCUUGCAGCAGUGGUGAAAGGGACUGCAUGGGUGGUACAAUUUAGCAGAUAAAGCCAUGAAAUUAUUUCACGUGUGUUCAACAUGGAGGCACAACUAGUCAUUUUACAGAGGAUCUGGACUUGUACAUUACUUUGGGCCCACACAAUGUUUCAUGACACCACCCAUACAAUGCCUUAACUACUACAGCCUCCAGCUGUGAGAUCACUUGUUCUCACCGAACUUGUCGUCGCGUCACUUCCGAUUGGUUCCUCACUGCAAUCGGUGCAAGUAGUUAUCGACCAAGGGAUGCGUGUCUGGAUGUGGCCGGAGUCGAGGUGCGUCAAAACGGAUGCGGCGCUAUUAAAUCAAGUCCAGUACCUGUAAUAGUGUUUUAGUAUUAGUCGCUGCUCGCUAGAUUUAGUAGAGGCGGAUAAGUGCUGCACGGUAUUGCACAGGAGGAAUGGAACAUAAAUUCAAGUCAAUGGUCCAGGUCAUUGCAUUUUCAGGGCAUUCAGUCAAUCGCAACUGGAAUGUUUGGUUUGUCUUAGAAGACGUUUCGCUUCUCAACCAUGUAGGCUUCAUCAGUUCAUGCUCAUAGACUUAGAUUAGUCUACCAUGAAUUGACCAACGUGGACCCCGACUUAAACAAGUUGAAAAACUUAUUCGGGUGUCACCAUUUAGUAGUCAAUUGUACGGAAUAUGUACUUAACUGUGCAAUCUACUAGUAAAAGUAUCAAUCAAUCAAUCAAUCAGUCAGAUCUCGUCUUCGAUUGGUCAGAUGCAAAAGAGUAAUCGUACUCUAGAUGCCAAGGACAAGUCGUUGAAGGGGAAUUUCCCCUCGUGAGCAUUGAGGUAUUGUGUGGCAGAACUAUUGCUGUGGAUCGACCACUGUCAGCCCAAAAUAGUCGGAAUCACUCAGCUUAGCAUUUCAUUCAGUUGUAAACAAAUGGCACAAAGUAUAGUCUAUGACCACAAUUUUUCUAACUUCUGUUAUUUGUUGGAUGCUCAGUUGCAGAGUCUUUGAACCAUUCCUAAAAGACUAACAGGUUGAUCCACAGCAAUUAUUCUGACACUCAAUGCUACCAAGGGGAAAUUCCACUUCAACGACUGACAUGCUCUUUUGCAUGUCAACAGUUUUUAUCACUACGAUAGGGCAGAACCAUCCUUGCCAAGGCACAACAACUUGGUGUUGGAGUAUAAAUAUUUGGGGUUUUGGCACCAGCCACCUGACUAGAUGUGAUCAAUCUCAGUCUAAGACUAAAUUUUACUAAUAUCAGUCUAAGAUUAAAUCUGACCAAUCUCCUUCUAAGACUAAAUCUGACGAAUCUCAGUCUAAGACUAGAUCUGACCAAUCUUAGUCUAAGACUAGAUUUGAACAAUCUCAGUCUAAGACUAAAUCUGACCAAUCUUAGUCUAAGACUAGAUCUGACCAAUCUCAGUCUGACUAGAUCUGACCAAUCUAAGUCUUUUGGCAUGACCUGAUGAAGCCUACUUGGAUGAGAGGCGAAAUGUCUUCUAAGACAAAUCGAACAAUCCAGUUGAAUGCCCUUAAAACAUACAUUCAAAUAUUUGCAUUUUAAGUUACCAAAACCAUCGGUUGUACGCAACGAGCAGAUUCGAGACUAAAACUGAACACCAUCAGUGGAGGCAUGGAGGAAAAUGUCUUUGCACUGUAGUAUGAGUAUGAGCCCAGACUAGAAGCAACGCUCGUGCGACAAAUUCUCCCAGAUGAUUGUUUGUUGUCAUAUUCUACGUUCUUUACAUCCUAACAUGCACGGUGAUGUCGCAGUGCAUCAGCAGAGUUGUCAACAUUUUGUCUUUCGGACUACAAGUGCUGUACAAGUGUGUUUUGUGUUCCGUGAGAUCAAAAAGUUCUGUUUGCCUGAACAAAGCCAACUUUGUACCCUUUCUAGAGCUAAUUUUGUAUAUUUUCCUCGCAGGUUCAACAGAGGUAGGUUUUUUUUUGUACAGUACUUCUGGACAAUGUUUAGAGUGGUCUCAGUGUCCACAAACACUAGAGUUUACAUGACUUGAGUCGAUUACAUUUUGAUACAAGUCUCCUUUGAGUGCUAGGCUACCAUAACCAAGCGUAUCCAAUUUACUGAAAUAACCGUGUGUGCUUACUGCUGUUUGAGUUGAAGAGCAUUUAUUUGUGUUUAUGAAGAAACAAGCUGUGCCGCAGGUCCUUGAUUUUAAUGUGCAAUACAGAAAACAUGUCUUUCUCUAUUAGCUUGGACAUGAGGUCGUCUUCUCCGUCUGUGCCAGUGUUUGUCGCUCUUCAUCCUGCUCCUACAACGGGGGCGCUGUUUUGAGUGUACGUAGCAUGUUUACAUGAAGAAACGGUGUGGAACAUUGGCAGAUUAUAUGGACAGAGGAGGGUUUCCAAACAUGAGGUUGCGUCAAGACUUAAGAUGGCGCGUCACGAAAAUGCACAUGUUGAACUCAGACCCCAAAGCAGAUCUGUCAACAGCCGGCCAAUGUUCCGUGUUUCCAUUUGGCUUCGGCCUUUGUUGUUCUCUAGUUAGAUGUGUUGCCCCCGACCCCUACCUAGUGUGGGCGUGUUUGCGUUCUCCAUGUUUCUCCGGCUGCAUGACCACCCCCAUGCAUCCCUAUGUGUUUUUAGCAGCAUGUGAAGGACACCUAUUGGCAUAUUUAAUAGGGUCCCUGCAAUCCCAACUUCAGAGGCGCUGGGUGGAUCAAAUAAGCAAGUGACCCAAAUAUCAGUGUCAUGUUCUUGCCUUUGGGGAACUGUCAAAAUAAGAACCCACUUUGUUCGGCCGCGGCAACAUUUCGACGCAAUGUCGCCAAUCUGUUUGAUUGUUGAUGUACAAUAUCUGUGUUGUGUUUGUGUCCCCUCCCUUGUCCCACCUAUGUCUCGUUCUUCUGUGUCUUUGUGUGAACAUCUCUCUCUGCCUGACCCUUUGUAGAGAAAAAAAAAACAAUUACAUGUGUUUGACAUUUAACUCAUUAACUCAGAGUAAUAUUUAAGUUUUCUAUGAAAUGUACAAAAAAAAAUUCCAAAAUGAUGCUUGUUUUCAGAACAUGCAUGAGGUGUAUUGUGUUGGUCAACAGAGGUUGACCUUACAUAUUUGAAUAUAUUUUAUUUAUUUUCAAACCA